This is a messenger RNA of Exaiptasia diaphana, 1482 nucleotides long. RefSeq names its product polyamine oxidase 1. The transcript has 7 exons. Bases 33 to 1409 code for a protein of 458 amino acids. The record is from RefSeq and is a predicted model, not a curated record. Lineage: Eukaryota; Metazoa; Cnidaria; Anthozoa; Actiniaria; Aiptasiidae. Gene Ontology annotation, molecular function: oxidoreductase activity.
UUCCAUUUUGUCGCAAAUACUGUGCAGUCARCAUGUUAACGUCGAAGCUUAUUUUGGUCGUUCUGAUCUUUGGUACGGUAAACGCCUACCACCCAGCUCAUGGCAAACAGCCACACAGAAAAGUUCUCAUACUAGGAGCUGGUCUGUCUGGAAUUGUUGCUGGAAAAACCUUACUGGAUAAGGGUAUURACGAUUUCUUGAUUCUUGAGGGUCAGGAUUAUAUUGGAGGCAGAAUAAAACAGGGAGAUAUAGAUGGCUUCAAAAUCGAGCAAGGAGCGAAUUGGAUUCACUUCGCAGAUGAUGAAGAAUCGACUCCUAUUUGGAAUAGAAAAUUAGAACAAGGUAUCAGGGGUAUGUGGAGCAACUACUCCGACUUGAUCAUCAGAGACCAAGAUGGCAAUGAUAUUACMGACCGUGACGCUUAUGACAAACUCCUUGAGGUGAUGUCACACGUGGAAGAUGCCCAAGAAACCAGGAAGCAACCAAACAUCCCAGCUCGAUUGUGGCUAUCGCUGAAUGGUUGGAAACCGCAAACCCCUGCMCAAUWUGCCAUCGAAUACYUUGAAAUUGACUUUGAAMAUUCUAAAAGAGCUGAGCUUGUGCCKUUUAAUGSGCUAUUUGAGAAAGGAACRGAUUUCUUUGUAACAGAUCAAAGAGGUGUAUGGGGACUUUACAAGGAUCUGGAGGAAGAGCUUAGGAAAAAGAUAGUAUUAAGGACUACUGUGACUGGGAUUGAAUACAGUAACAAGAUGGUCAAGGUGACAACAAGCGAUGGAGAAGUGUAUACCGCUGACUAUGCAUUGUGCACAUUCAGUGCUGGUGUACUGGCAAGUGACAUGGUGACAUUCACACCACCCUUGCCAAAAUGGAAGCAAGAGGCCAUAUUGACGAUGCCGAUGUCUGUUUAUACCAAGAUAUUCCUAAAGUUCCCGAAAAAGUUCUGGGAUGAUAAGGAAUUUAUAUUGCAUGCUGGCCAAACACGUAGGUCUUUGUCAGUGUUCCAGGAUCUACAAAGGCCAGGAAUAUAUCCCAAUAACAGUGGUCUGUUGCUGGUCACUGUUACCGGUGACGAAGGAAGAAGGAUUGAGAAACAAUCCUUUGAAGAUACGAAGGCAGAAAUGUCCAAAAUGCUAAAAGGCGUUUAUGGACAAGAUAUUCCCGAACCAACUGAUAUCUUUUAUCCACGUUGGUCGCUGAAUAAGUUCGUUCGAGGAAGCUACGCAGAAGGAGUUGUAGGUAUGACGGAAAAAACUCAGAAAUUGUUGACGAGAAAUCUCGAAAACCUAUACUUUGCUGGAGAAGCGACGAGUGCUGACUGGUACGGAUACAUGCAAGGUUCGUACUUCACUGGCAAGAGACAGGCAAAGAGGAUUGCUAAGGCAAUCAGAAGACGACAAGCAGAAAAGUAACUCGAUCGUUUUUAGUAUCAUGUUCUCAUAAUGCAUAUGAGAUUGUAUACCAAUAAAUGAGAAAUCGUGUUCA